AUGGCCGUGAACAUUGACGAAGAUACAGAAUUCAAUGAUGCACUACGAAAGCAUGGGAUCAUUCCAGCUCGAGAGCCUACACCUCCCUCACCGUCACCCCCUCCAUCGCCAACUUUCAGUGACCUCCUCAACGAUUUCACUCCUUCAGAACUGCGGGAGAUUAGCGAAGAUGCACCAGAUGACGAGACGGAACGAAUGAUUGCUGCGUAUCGAAGGCAAAGGAUAGCUGAUGAAAAGACCCUAGAUAAAAGGUCUCGGUUCGGACGAGUGUAUCCUAUUGGCCGAGAUGAUUAUACACGGGAAGUCACUGAGGCAAGCAAAAUCGAUGAAGAAGGCGACGAAAAAGAGGAAGGUACCGCUGUCAUAUGCUUUUUAUAUAAAGAUGGUAUUCCGCGAAGUGAUCGCGCUUUUCAACAUGUGAAGACCCUUGCUGCUCGCUAUCCCCGUUCCAAAUUUGUUUCCAUAGUGGGCGACAAGUGUAUCCCGAAUUUACCAGACAGCAGGAUACCCAUGUUUAUCGUCUACAAAAAAGGUGAUAUUCGAAAUCAGGUUGCGGCCUGGGGUGCUGAUCGCGAAAGAAGAAUUGAAGAGUUAGAAGCACUGUUGAUUGUAACUGGUGCUCUCCAUCCUCCCGAACGGCGUGCACCAGAAGAUAGGAAAAAAGAAAGCAGUUCGGAUGAGGAAGACUUGGACUCUUCUUCGCACGUACGCUCUACGGCAACGUUGACGAAUGGGAGAAAAAAUAAGAAUGUCAGAGGCAAAGACAAUGAUUCGGAUUCGGAAUUUGACUUUGAUCUAUGA
This is a messenger RNA of Lentinula edodes (shiitake mushroom), 801 nucleotides long. Its product is annotated as thioredoxin-like protein. The coding region runs from base 1 to 801 and encodes 266 amino acids. Gene Ontology annotation, biological process: protein folding. Lineage: Eukaryota; Fungi; Basidiomycota; Agaricomycetes; Agaricales; Omphalotaceae. The transcript has 4 exons. Gene Ontology annotation, cellular component: cytoplasm. The record is from RefSeq and is a predicted model, not a curated record.